This is a messenger RNA of Melozone crissalis (California towhee), 1985 nucleotides long. It is a transcript of the gene METTL14, whose product is annotated as methyltransferase 14, N6-adenosine-methyltransferase subunit. Lineage: Eukaryota; Metazoa; Chordata; Aves; Passeriformes; Passerellidae. Gene Ontology annotation, molecular function: mRNA binding. Bases 602 to 1981 code for a protein of 459 amino acids. Gene Ontology annotation, cellular component: nucleus; RNA N6-methyladenosine methyltransferase complex. The record is from RefSeq and is a predicted model, not a curated record. The transcript has 11 exons.
UAAUUGUAAUGUUGCUUUAUUCUUUCGUUGUUUCCUUUUGUGAGACAGUAGGGACUGACAUUUAUUGCAGGCCUUUAUUUCCAUCUUUAUUGUUCACUGCAUUCUGAAUAGUUCUCAGAAAGUCAGCAUGAAAUAUGGAUUAGAUACAUUCCCAGACAGAUAGUACAGAGGAGCGAGGGGACAGGAGGAAGCAGGAAAGACACCAAAAAUCAGAUGAAAAGAGCUUCAAAGAUUCUCUUUCCUCUUAGCGGAAGUUUCUAAAGGAUCAGAAGAUGAAGCAAAACAUGAAGGUUAACCUACGCUGGAUACUGGAAUUGGAUACAAAGGACGUACUUUAGAAAAACCGACCGGGUGCUUAAGCGGUCACAGCCGUGACACGGCCUGAGCCGGGUGUCGCCUCAGGGGUGGUUCCGUGCACCGCAGCGCCCGAGUGAACGUGAAGCUGACAUCUACACCAGAACAUCGCCGGCAUCCCUCGGGAACGGGCGGUGCGCCGACACCGGCAUUUCCCUGCGGGAAUUGCUCGGCACGGAAGUGACGCGCGGCCGGGAAGUGACGGCGGCGGCGGCGGGAGCGCGGCCGCGCGGGGCCGGUGCGGGCCAUGAACAGCCGCCUGCAGGAGAUCCGCGAGCGGCAGAAGCUCCGCCGCCAGCUCCUGGCGCAGCAGCUGGGGGCCGAGAACGCCGACAGCAUCGGCGCCGUGCUCAACAGCAAGGAUGAGCAGCGGGAGAUCGCGGAAACCAGGGAGACCUGCAGGGCUGCUUAUGAUACUUCUGCACCAAAUGCAAAACGUAAAUAUCCAGAUGAGGGAGAAGCUGAUGAGGAAGAGAUUGAAGAAUAUAAGGAUGAAGUAGAGCUGCAGCAAGAUGAAGAAAACCUGCCUUAUGAAGAAGAGAUUUACAAAGAUUCCAGUACCUUUCUUAAGGGCACUCAGAGCUUAAAUCCACACAAUGAUUACUGCCAGCACUUUGUGGAUACAGGGCACAGACCCCAGAACUUCAUCAGAGACGUUGGCUUAGCAGAUAGGUUUGAAGAAUAUCCAAAACUUAGAGAGCUCAUCAGAUUGAAGGAUGAGCUGAUAUGUAAAUCUAACACUCCUCCCAUGUAUUUGCAAGCAGACUUGGAAGCCUUUGAUAUUAGGGAACUGAAGUCCAAAUUUGAUGUGAUUCUCCUGGAGCCGCCAUUGGAAGAAUAUUACCGAGAGACUGGCAUUACUGCCAACGAAAAAUGCUGGACCUGGGAUGAUAUCAUGAAAUUGGAAAUUGAAGAAAUUGCAGCCCCAAGGUCAUUCGUGUUUCUGUGGUGCGGCUCGGGCGAGGGUCUGGAUCUUGGCCGAGUGUGUCUGCGCAAAUGGGGUUACAGAAGAUGUGAGGACAUUUGCUGGAUUAAAACAAAUAAGAACAACCCUGGCAAGACCAAGACUCUAGACCCCAAGGCUGUCUUCCAAAGAACCAAGGAGCACUGCCUCAUGGGCAUCAAGGGCACCGUGCGCCGCAGCACCGACGGAGACUUCAUCCACGCCAACGUUGACAUCGACCUCAUCAUCACCGAGGAGCCUGAAAUCGGCAACAUAGAGAAACCUGUGGAGAUUUUCCACAUCAUUGAGCACUUCUGCCUCGGGCGGCGGCGGCUUCACCUCUUCGGGAGAGACAGCACAAUUCGACCAGGUUGGCUGACGGUGGGACCCACCCUCACAAACAGCAACUUCAACGCAGAGACGUAUUCCUCGUAUUUCACGGCUCCCAAUUCGCACCUGACCGGCUGCACCGAGGAGAUCGAGAGGCUGCGGCCCAAGUCCCCGCCUCCCAAAUCCAAGUCUGACCGGGGUGGGGGUGCGCCCAGGGGAGGAGGAAGAGGAGGGACUUCGGCAGGACGGGGAGAAAGGGGCAGGGAGAGGAACAGAACCAACUUCCGCGGUGAGCGGGGAGGCUUCAGAGGGGGCCGUGGAGGGACCCAUCGAGGGGGCUUCCCCACCCGCUGAGGAG